Molecule: messenger RNA, 948 nt
Organism: Lycium barbarum (goji berry)
Lineage: Eukaryota; Viridiplantae; Streptophyta; Magnoliopsida; Solanales; Solanaceae
Product: receptor-like protein 9DC3
Exons: 2
Coding region: 1-948 (315 amino acids)
Molecular function (GO): protein binding
Source: RefSeq, a predicted model, not a curated record
AUGAGUGGUUAUCUUGAGGUCACGGAUAUGCACCAAAACAAUCUUUCUGGGGUUCUUCCAAACACUUUUAGUGUUGUAAGUUCACUUAGAAGCUUCAACUUGCAUGGCAAUGAACUAGAAGGGAAAAUUCCCUGGUCUUUGGCCAAUUGCAAGGAGUUGCAAGAUCUUGAUUUAGGAGAUAAUCACCUCAUCGACACAUUUCCGAUGUGGUUGGGAACUCUUCCAAAGCUGCAAGUUUUAAGCUUGAGAUCGAAUAAAUUAUAUGGACCCAUUAUAACAUCAAGGAAUGAAAUCAUAUUUGCUGAGCUUCGAAUCAUCGAUCUCUCUUGCAAUGACUUUUCGGGAAACUUACCUACGAAUUACCACUCAUCUGUAACAAUUGCAAACAAGGGACAGGAGCUUGAACUUGUUAGGAUUUUGACUAUAUACACAAGUAUUGAUCUUUCAAGUAACAAAUUUGAAGGACCUAUUCCAAGUAUUAUGGGAGAUCUUAUUGCACUUCAGCUGUUAAACUUAUCUCAUAAUCGCUUGCAAAGUCAAAUACCACCAUCACUUGGAAGUUUAUCCUUGGUUGAAUCAUUGGACCUAUCAGGUAACCAUCUUGUAGGAGAGAUGCUAGCACAACUUUCUUCUCUUGCAUCCCUUGAAGUCUUAAAUCUCUCCUACAAUCAUCUCAAAGGGUGCAUUCCUCAAGGACCUCAAUUUCAAACCUUUGAGAGCAAUUCAUAUGAAGGUAAUGAUGGAUUAUGUGGAUUCCCAAUUUCGAAAGUUUGUGGCAAGAAUUGUGUGUCAGAGACAAAUUAUACCGUAUCUGCACUAGACCAUCAAGAAAGCAAUUCUGAAUGUCUCAAUGAUUUUUGGAAAGCUGCUCUUAUGGGUUACAGAAGUGGACUAUGUAUUGGAUUAUCCAUAGUAUAUUUCACGAUUUCAACUAGAAAUCUGAGAUAG